Molecule: messenger RNA, 1707 nt
Organism: Penicillium verhagenii
Lineage: Eukaryota; Fungi; Ascomycota; Eurotiomycetes; Eurotiales; Aspergillaceae
Exons: 1
Coding region: 1-1707 (568 amino acids)
Biological process (GO): carbohydrate metabolic process
Molecular function (GO): phosphomannomutase activity; magnesium ion binding
Source: RefSeq, a predicted model, not a curated record
AUGUCUUCGUCAGAACAAUCGCUCCAGGCUAACCUUGCCUACGAGCCUCAAGUCCUCAAGUUCGGCACCAGUGGUCGACGUGGCUUGAUCGUCGAUCUGACCCAACUAGAGAUUUACAUCAACGUCCUUGGUGAAAUCCGCUAUCUCCAGUCGAUUGCGCCCUCCGAUGGAGGAAUUACACGUGGCGACGACUUUUAUUAUGCCUACGACCUUCGUCCUAGUUCAAUCAACUAUGUUGAGCCAAACCGCGGCGGGCUUUGCCAGGCAGUUGAGAAGGCCCUGAAAGAUGCGGGUAUGCGCCCCAUCAGCCUAGGCGCUAUCCCCACACCAGCUCUCACACUUUUUGCACUACAAAGGGGCAAGGGAAGCAUUAUGGUCACAGGUAGCCAUAUUCCCUUCGAUCGCAAUGGCUACAAAUUGAACACCUGCCAAGGAGAGCUGUUGAAGAAGGACGAGCAGCCUAUCAACGAGUCUGUUGAGGUCGCCCGGAAAGAGCUUCUUGCCCAACCAUUUGAGAAGUCUCUUUUCAAUGAACAGGGCAUGCUUCGGUCUGCCACCGUCACUCUUGAGACCCCAAUCCCCGAGGGCAAGAGUGAAUAUAUUCAACGCUACCUUGAUUUCUUCAAGGGUGAUACUCUCCAAGGCAUGAAGCUACUGGUCUACCAACAUUCUGCUGUUGGUCGCGAUCUCAUCGUAGAGCUCCUUGAGCUGCUUGGUGCCGAGGUCCUCCCUGCAGGCCGCAGUGAGACCUUUGUCCCCAUCGACACCGAAGCCAUUGACCAGGCUCAACUCGACACUGUCCAAAACUUGUCUGACAGCACAGGACAAACUUUUGAUGCGGUCAUUUCAACUGAUGGCGAUAGUGAUCGUCCCCUUCUCCUGGCUCCAGAGGAGAACAAGCUCCGCUUCUUCAGCGGAGAUCUCCUGGGCAUGGUCGUCGCUGAAUUCCUCGGUGCCGACGCAGUCGUCGUUCCCAUCAGCACCAACGACGCUAUCGACCGUGGCCCACUCGCCCCUGCUUUGGAGCCCAAGACCAGAAUCGGAAGCCCCUACGUUAUCGCCGGUAUGCAGGAUGCAGCUAAGAAGGGGCGCAAGCGCGUCCUAGGAUGGGAAGCUAAUGGUGGUUUCCUCACUGGCUCCGAUAUCGAACUCGAUGGCCGAAAGCUCCCCGCUCUACCCACACGUGAUGCCGUACUCCCCCUUCUAUGUGUUCUCUUCGCCUCGCGCAAGAAGCAAACCAACAUUCCUACUCUUUUCAAGUCAUUGCCUGCCCGAUUCAGUCGUGCCGCGGUGAUUCGGAACUUCCCUCGGCCAACCAGCGCAAAGAUCGUAGCGCGUCUUUCUCCCCUGAACAAACAACAUCAUCAGGUUGCAUAUUCUGAGGGGGCUUCCUCACCAUUGGACUCGCAGGGUAAUGACCUACCAAUGUCCGUUGGUGAUGCUAAGCACGUCAUUCAGAUCCGCCAGGAGCUUCAGCAGGUGUUCUCUGCCGAAGCUGGCUUCACGCCGCUCAAGCUGACGAACUACACCGAUGGCGUUCGCAUGACUUUUGAAAAUGGCGAUGUUGCGCACAUGCGACCUUCAGGUAACGCUGAUGAGCUGCGGAUAUACUCUGUUAGCGAUACACAGGCUCGUGCAGAUGAGAUUUGUGAACAAGGGAUUAUGGAGCCUAAUGGCUUGUUGAGGCAAUUGGCAAGCUUGGUUUAG